Molecule: messenger RNA, 7514 nt
Organism: Trichobilharzia regenti
Lineage: Eukaryota; Metazoa; Platyhelminthes; Trematoda; Strigeidida; Schistosomatidae
Source: the annotation of a GenBank genome assembly
AUGCAAUCAAACGAGCACAGCAAAUUAUCUCGCCGUACUCGUUUAAUUUUCGGCAGUGAUUCUUCAAGAAAUUCUUCUCAUAAUGCAAAUUUGAAGAAACAUCCCGAUUCUGUUGAAUCGAAUAAUUUACCGCCACCACCCCCUCCACCACCCCGAUAUCCCUUGACAGGUGACGGAUUUUCUCCACACACUGGAUAUGGAGUAUCUAGUGCAUCUGGUGAACAAACGCCAAAGUCUCCACCAAGGACUUCUUCGUUAAGACCUAGAGGGAUUCCGUUAAAACGCGAGUAUGGCUCACGUGAACGUAUUGCACAACCUGCAGCAUAUGGUACUGGGGAGCGCAAAAGUCUCAGGAAGCCACAGAUUGGCUCAUCUACUACUAGUAAUAAUAGCAGCUCCGAAAGACAAUUUCCAGUUGUAGACCGUCCGUCUCGACCGUUUACACUGACUACUACUAAUACCACGAAUACAAGUACAGCAUCCACUAAUACUACUCCUUCAGCUAGUAGUAGUAAUGAAAAGUUGACGUCAAUCGCAAUCACAAAGCAUAAAGUUGAUAGUUUGUGUCAGACGGAUCCUAGAAGUACACCGUUGUUGUCACGUCUACUGGCGCCUGGUUUUGCUACUUCAGUAGUCAGUUCAACUAUUAAUACUAAUUCAAAUCAAAGGAAAGGUAGUUUUCAAAGUUGCGGAUCAUCGGAAAGCGAUCGAAGUCCAGUUCCAAGUUCUUCAACACCUAGAGAUUUGUUAACUGAAAUGAAUAGACGAGAAAUGGGAUUGGACGGGCAUAGUCUUUCUCAAGUUUUAACAAGUUCUGGUGAAUAUCAAAAGAAGGAUGGUGAAAAUGUCUCUUGGAAUUCACCAUCGUCUUCAACACAUGUGCAAUCAACUAAUCGUGAUUGGCGUGAGAUAACCGAUUGGUCUGGUAAGCCAGCAUCAUCUGUUGUACAGUCGAAAAAUCGUUCACCUAAUUUUCAACCAUCUCCUGAUAGUCAGUGUUGGCGUACAGUAACAUCUGUACACAUAACAAAUGAAAAUAUACUACAUCAGUCAUCUUCGAACACGUGUUCAUCAGGUACACAAGAUGAAAUGGAGUCGAGUAUUGAUUCACCAGGAGUUUUCAAUCGGCAUCAAUGUGAUGUUGAAUCGAAUGAUCAAGAGAAAAUGUUCAGUAAGGGUGAAGAGUUUUCAACGAAUGCCUCCAGUUCCGGUGAUAUCGAUGAUGAUGAUGAUGACGAUGACGAUGAUCAUGAUGAUGACGAUCGUGCUAUACACCAAACACCACCUCUAAAUGAAGAGGAUAUUGAAUCAGAUACACAUAACGGUAAUCAAGAAGACAAUAACAAUGUUGGUGAUGAUAAUGAUGACGGCGAUAAUGGUGAUGAUGACGAUAAUGAUGGUGAAGAAGACGGCGAAGACGAGGUAGAGGAAGGAAUAGAAGGAGAAGAAGAAAAUGAUGAUGAUGAUGAAGGGGAGGAGGAGCAGGGGCAGGAUGAUGAUGUUACUGAAGAUGACAUUGAUAAUGAUGAUACACCGAAUCAUCCAGGUGAAAAUGAUGAGACUGAGACUACUACUAUUGCUACUGCUUACAAUCUUCAUGAUGCUAAUAAUGAUAAUGAUGAUGAUAAUAAUAAUAGCAACAACAACAACUCAGUGACAAUGAUGAUGAUGAUACAUCGUACAUCACACUCUUAUGUAAAUGAAUCUGAAGAAUUGUUUGCAGUGCAUGAACAACAUGAAAGGCAACUUCAACAACGACAGCAACAAGAAGAAGAACAAAAACGACAGUAUCAUCUUGAUGACCAUCAUCAUCAUCACCAUCAGCCGCAGCAGCAGCAGCAGCAUUCGGAAGAACAAAUUGAUUCAAAACCAUCUUCACAUUUCAAUUUACCUAGUUCUUUACAAAAGCCAUGUGAUUAUGAUCGUGAUUGUAUUGAUUAUUCUAACCAUGUUCCCUCUGGAGCAGGAGUUAAUGUGGAUUCUGAAGGUAUGAUGCCUCCCCCGCCACCGCCGCCGCCACCACCACCACCACCUUACAAGAUUCCUGAUCAUCUUGAACCGUUUGAUGAACCGGUUUUCAUGAAUAAUCCAUGGACACCACCGAACUAUCCUUUAUACCACCCAUAUCCCCAGCUCCCUUAUCCACGUCACCAGCAUCAUUGUCAAUCGAAGAAAAUUCCCCCCAUGGAACAAUUCGAUCCGAAACGAUUUGUAACUAGUUCAGUCAGCCUGACAAAAUCACCAACACUUCCAACAUUUGAUAAUCCAUAUGACUUGUUGUAUAUGAAACAGAACUGCCUGCCUGAAUCGUUUCCUCCUCCUUCUCUCCCUCCACCUUCCGCACCUCCAGGUGCUCUAAUACCAAGGCGUUUAAUGUGCUCACAGAAUCAGGAAGAAUUAUCCGGAUUGAUGAAAUAUGAUGCUAUGCCACCAUUUACAGCUAUUUCUCAAGCGUUUGGUUUCCCCAUCCAGUGGUGCUAUCGUGGUGUGUGUAUGUUGCCGCGUUUCCCGGUAACCUGUGCACCAUUCAAUAAUUUACCAGUGUCGUGUGGAGCAGCGACUGUAGCUGCUUUCGUUCUAACCACAACGACUUCGCAUAUAUGCUCCUUGGCGGCGGCGGCAGCUUGUGAGUAUAAUACUUCUAAUAAAAAUAAUAACAACAAUACGACCAAUAAUAAUCAAAACCAACCAUUUGUUGGCAAUUAUCAACCGGAUAUGCAUAGUGGCGCUAUUCUAGGACCACACAACAACAAGCCAGAGUUAUUUCUUCCAUCAAAAUCUAAUAUUCCGUUCGAUCCUGCAUCAGGAGGUUUUAAAAAUUUCUCCGAAGUGGAUUUUGUCAAUCUAUUAAAAGAAAAUCAACAAUUAAAACAACGCCUUGUGGAUAUUAGUGCUAGGCUUCAGUACAUUGAUGAGCUUGAAUGGCAUGUACAACGAUUAAGUUUACUAGUGGAAUCAAUGAUUGUAUCACAUCAGCGUCAAUGUGAAUUAGACUAUCAACUACAAAUCUAUUCACCAAUCUCAAGUCAAAAUGGUGCUGGAAUGGAUUUCGAUUGUAACAAACCAUCAGCUCAGCCGCCACCUGGACCACCGCCUGCACCACUAGCCAAUUCAUCAUCAUUAUCAUCAUCGUCAGUAGCAGCAGCGGCAGCAGCAGUAUCACCUUUUGGACCAAUUGAUCAAUUGCAUAAUAUGCCAGCAAAUCCUGGCAGUUUACCUGCUAUGCCGACUAAUAUGAUGACAAAUUAUAGGACGAAUCCACCAUAUAUUAUACCUCAGUGUAUGAAUAGGCGAGUUACACAACCAAAUAUUAUGCCAUCACGAUUUCAUGCUCCACAUGUAUUACAGUCAGUACAACAACAACAAUCUGAAAAAUCUGAGCAAAGAAUUCCUAUGUCAAAUUCCAAUAAACGUUCUAUGGAUCCACGUACUGUCUCUCUGGAUCGUGCAUCACAGCCAAGAAACACGUGUACAGCAUAUAAUGAUAUCGGUUGUAGUUGUAUAAGAUGUCCAAUGCAUGAAGUCUAUCCACCGUAUUCCAGAGAUCAUGCCUAUGUGAAUACAACUAAAAACGAAGAUAUCUUUUCUAUGCCUAAUAUACCUGUAUUGAACUCGAACAAUGCAAAUUUCUCGCCUAGUUAUCGUCGACGUCUUUGUCCUGUACGAACAACACAAAUUCCACCAUUGAUUAGUGCAGUUCAUUUAAUCCCACAUUCCAGCUUAUUUCCAUGUUCACCUCCACCACGUGUAUUGACUACUUCUAAUCCUAUUUGUUCUAAUAAACCAUUGUCUCAUCCAGCUAUCAAAAUAACUGAAGAAAAUAUCAGAAAUCGAAUGCCCAAAGAGUCAAGUCAGUCAGGUACAACUGGCAAUAACAACAAUAAUAGCAAUGGUAAUAGCAAUAGCGAUAAUAGUAACAGUAGGCAUAACAACAGACCAACUGGUCUUAAUUUUAUGACUGAAAAAUCUGAUAUCUUCGAUGAUAGUAAUAUGCUUUUAAGGCAUUUAUCACCGCAUAAUGAAAUUCAUUGUGUUAACACGUGUACAGUGGUCACAUCCUAUCAUCUAGAUCAUUGUUAUCCAUUGUGUGUUGUUGAUAGAGUUCCUGCCUCUGGAAUAAACUGUAAUAAUAAUAAUAACAAUAAUAAUGUCCGUAAUGAAGUGGAUAGUCAAAUAAUUGAGGGUAAUACGGACAAUAAUACUACUAGCAUUGCUACUACUACUACUACUACUAAUAAUAAUAAUAAUAAUACUAACAAGAGUAAUAAUAGUAAUCUGCCUCAGUUGAACACUAAUAGUGCUGUGAUUGCAACCACGCUAUCAGUAACAAGUACAACGCAAACAACAACUUCAACAGUAACGCCUGCUAGCAAAAUGUCAACCAUCACCACCACCACUUCGUCGGCGUCAUCGUCUUCGUCUCUGAUCAAAUCCAGUAAAACAACACAUGCUGUUGAAAAUACUAAACAGUCUAAAGAGAAAGUGGGUUUUACUCAGCCAAGAAGUACAGCAUCAACAACUACCGGCAGAUUACAACGAAAAUCAUUGUGUCCUACUACUACUACUACUGCAAAACCAUGUCCUACUUCAACUCAUUCUACUGGACAUCAGCAACAACAACAACAACAGCGGAAAGUUUCUUACGCAUCAACCAAACGAACAAAACAAACAGGUAGUAGUAAUGGGGGUGGUAGUUGUAAUAAUAAUAAUAAGAAGAAUAAGAGUAAAAAUUCUGGUGCUAGUGGACUCACAGUUGCUGCUGCUUCACUAGUCUCAUCAAUAAAGAAAAUCACUUCAAGCGUUAGUACGUCUGUAUCAUCACCAAAGGCACUGGAUAAGAUAAUGUCCACUGUUGUUAAUAAUCGAAACUCAGAUAAUCCUGAUGCUGAUUACAGUGGCAGUUAUGAAGGUGUAUCGAAUUCAAACUCUUCUCAUCAGUCUCAAUCAUCAGAAGCCUCCAGCCUAGAACCGGAUUCCACUUUAUCUGAAGGUCUGUUAACGCGUAAAUGUUGCAGUGUUAAACAUUCCACAUCGGAAUUGAAAAUUCCAACUUGUAGUAGUGUUAGUAGUUGCAUUAAAAAUCAACCCUCUUCUUCUAAAAUAUCCAUCAUUCCUGAAUUGUGCACUUCACCUCGAUUAUCAUCGUCUAGUCAUUCUACAAAUACUACUUCUUCUGUUCUUACAUCUUUGCAUACACUGGUAACUCCACUACGAUCUACAAUCACAUCUGUUGUUGCCGGUCAAAUGUCAACUUAUGAUUCUAAUACAACUAAUAGUAAUAUUGUUAUUCCUAGUGUUUAUAUUAACAGUCCAACUUCCUUGACACCUUGUCAUUCUAUCGACUCGAAUUCAAUGCUUGCAUAUCCGCCAACAUCACCUGUUUGUUCUUAUAAUUUCCCAAAAAAGCCAAAUAUAAUGAUUAUGACAACUAGUAAAUGCACUGGAUCGCAUUUACCAACACCGAUUAGUCAUACUAGUCAUACUGGACAAUCUCAGACCAGUAGCAGCAGUAUUAGUAAUAGUAGUCAAACAACAUUUGUAUCAAAUAUAUGCGCACCACAUCGUUCAAUGAUAAAUAUUCGACCGAGUAGUCUUUUGACCAUACCACAGAAACCAUCUUUACAAGUACACUUUACGCCGCCAACACGUCUGAAUUCGUGUAAUAUCGCUAAUAAUAAUAACAAUAAUAAUAAUACUAAUAGUAAUAGUAACAAUAACAACAGCAAUAAAAGAAGCCUACUCAGUUCAUCUGUCGGAAGUCCAAUUUUAGAUUAUUCAAGUGUAAAUCAAAAUUCUUCCGUUAUCAAUAGUAUUGUAUCACCAAAUCUAUUGCGUAAACAAUACUACUAUUAUAAAUAAUGAUAAUAAUACCAGUACCAAUAUUACCAUUAUUAUUAUUACUACUAUUGAUACAGGUUGUUUUUGCUGUUUUUUGUUAGUCUUACGGUUGCUCAAAAUUAUCUUUUUACUUUCCUUGAAUUUUGUUUUUAAAAAAUCCUCCCAUAUCACUAUUUCUGAAGGUGUAGGGUGGAAGGAGGUAAGGCGGCUAGGGAACGUGUCUAGCUAUUAAGCUGGACGCCUUCGCUAUUUGUGGCUUUCCGUUUAUGUGUGUUUGUGUGUACACUUAACUUGAAAAAAGACAUCUUUCUUUCAUUUCCUUACUACUUAUUAAGGAGUACUAAGGUGGCCAAUGGCGGAAAGGCUGGGGAGGGGAGGGGGUAGCUGCGUGGGAACACUAACCUUCAAGUAAAUGAAUAUUUAUAUUAUUAUACAUAAUCAUUAAAGUAUGCUUUUGUUCGAGGGAUUUUCAACAAACAGGUUUUGUACACAUUUUCAGUUUCUUCAUUUUGUAUCGUUAUUAUUAUUAUUGUUAUUAUUAUUAAUAUUAUUACUGUUGUCGUUAUUGUCAAAAUUGGUCGCCAAUCAUGGGAUCAUUGACUUUUCUCUUGUUUUCUUUUUGUUGUUUUUGUUUGUUGGUUCAUUCACGCAAAUGUGUUUCGGUUCUGUGCUUUUCUUUCUAAUUAUUUGUGCAAUUUGCAGAACUAAGCAACCAGGUACUUGUUGUGUUUCGCCAUUAUUUCAAGUUUGGCUUGAAUUUCCUCUUGUGUGUAUGUAUGUACUCUGCAUUUAUCCUUAUUUUAUCAAGAAGUUGUGAUCACUACACAUACAUGCAUAUAUAUAUAUAUAUGUUUAUGUCUUUGUUAUUGUUCUGUUCCACUAUCUCUGUGUGUGUCUCUCUCUACUUCCGUCUCCGUUUCUCUUGUUUGUUUUCCACUUAAUUCAAACAACAGUUGAUAAUGAAGUCUGUAUACUACUGUGCAAUCAUAAGUACACCAGUGGUGUUUGUUAUACAAGAUUCAUAAUACUUGUUCUCAUUUGUUCUCUUCGUUUAUUGUUUCUUCCGACGAUUUCAAAAAUUGGAUUAGUGUAAGGAAGUUGUAGUGUGUUGCUUGAUGAUUAGUUAUAUCAGCUGACUGAUCUGGUUCUUGGGAUAUAUAUAUAUAUUUAUAUGAAAGAGGAGAAAUAGUUAGGCAUUAAGCAAGCACAAUGUUACUGACCUGUUGGUUGUCAUCUAUCUUGACUACAAUACGUCUCCAGACGCGCCAUUAUAGCCAACUAAAGAGUCAUUUGAAAAUAUUCCCCUACACUGAGAUAGAAACAGAAAUUAGCUUAGCUUUAACUGCGUGACCCUGGAGAUCCUUGGAAAAAAUAAUCAAUCAGAAAUUUUUCGGUCAGGUUGUUAUGGCGACGCAUGCAUCUAGUCAUAACUUCACGGCUAACAAAGGCAGUUGGUCCGUCCCAACACCUCCACUUUUUUGAUAGAUAUUCAGUCUGGGGACCACUGGAAGAUACUUAUAGAUCUAAAUACUCUUCGUCUAGGAUACCGUCGCCCCUCGAAAUAGUGUAGGAUCAUUGUUUGGUGCACAAUUAAAUUUAUUAACAAAAGUAAAGAAAUCAUCACAUUAUUCCUUGUUCAGAAUCAAACAGUUGUAGCCGGUAUUGUGAAUACUAAU